UUGGUCGUGAUCUUCCAUGUCUAGCGUCCGCACAGUGAACCCGAAUGCCGAAGUCGUGGCGCGCUCCCAAGCUCUCUUGGUGAACGUCAGCGCCGCCCGCGGACUCCAAGGCGUGCUCAAGUCCAACUUGGGACCCCGAGGCACCCUGAAGAUGCUUGUCGGAGGUGCCGGACAGAUUAAACUGACCAAGGACGGGAACGUCCUCCUUCAUGAAAUGCAGAUCCAACACCCCACCGCGGCCGUGAUUGCCCGCGCGGCCACUGCCCAAGACGAUAUCACAGGGGACGGAACCACCUCGAGCGUGCUCUUCACUGGGGAGUUGCUCAAGCAAGCAGAGCGAUUCCUCUCCGAUGGACUGCACCCUCGCAUCCUCGCCGAAGGGUUUGAAUUGGCCCGCGAAGAAGCCCUCCGUGUCUUAGACAACAUCAAGGUCGACAAGCCCGACGUGUUGCAAGACCGCGAACUGUUGACCAGCGUGGCCCGCACAUCCCUGCGCACCAAGUUGGACCAGCAGUUGGCCGACCAGUUGACCGAGAUCGUCACGGACGCCGUCUUGACCAUUGCGACGCCCGGUCGCCCCGUCGACUUGCACAUGAUCGAGAUUAUGCAUAUGGUCCACCAAAGCGCGGCCGACACCCGUCUGAUCAAGGGUCUGGUGCUGGACCAUGGGUCACGCCACCCCGACAUGCCGUCUGAGCUCGAAAACUGCUUCAUCAUGACGUGCAACGUGUCGCUCGAGUACGAGAAGAGCGAAGUGAACUCGGGUUUCUUCUACAACAGCGCCGACCAGCGCGAGAAGAUGGUCGAGGCCGAGCGCAAGUUUACCGACGACAAAGUCAAGCAGAUCAUCGAGCUCAAGCGCCAUGUGUGCACGGACGAGAACAAGGCGAGCUUUGUGAUCAUCAACCAGAAGGGCAUCGACCCCCUGAGUCUGGACAUGCUGGCCAAGGAAGGCAUCCUCGCCCUGCGCCGCGCCAAGCGCCGCAACAUGGAGCGUCUGACGCUCGCGUGCGGCGGCAUGGCCAUCAACUCGACGGAUGACAUGGACGUCAACAUGCUCGGGUGGGCCGGCAAAGUGUACGAGCAAACCCUGGGCGAAGACAACUACACGUUCGUCGAGGACGUGCGCCACCCCCAGUCGUGCUCGAUUUUGAUCAAGGGGCCAAACGAGCACACAAUUGCGCAGAUCAAGGACGCCGUCCGCGACGGCAUCCGCGCCGUCAACAACACGAUUGAAGACGGGAGCGUCGUACCCGGCGGCGGCGCGUUCGAACUGGCCGCGCACCGAGCGCUGUACGCGUUCAAGGACACGAUCAGCGGCCGCGCCAAGCUGGGCGUGCAGGCGUUCGCGGAUGCUUUGCUGAUCAUCCCCAAAGUGUUGGCCGAAAACUCUGGGCUGGACGUGCAAGAUGCGCUGCUGGCGUGCUUGGAGGAAGGCGCGGCGUCGGGCGAGGCCGUGGGGCUGGAUCUGUUCAGUGGCCAGCCCAUGCUGCCGCUGCAGGAAGGAAUUAUCGACAACUACCGCGUCAAGCGCCAGUUUAUUCACUUGGCCACGGCGCUGGCGUCCCAGCUGCUCCUCGUGGACGAAGUGAUGCGGGCAGGACGGCAAAUGGGCAAGAGCCAGCAGCCAGACGCCGGCCAAGACGAGUAGAUACGAACCAAACAUAUCGGAUAGUAAUAUUGUCCUUUUACCCCAAA
Aphanomyces astaci is the source of this 1698-nucleotide messenger RNA. RefSeq names its product T-complex protein 1, zeta subunit. Gene Ontology annotation, cellular component: chaperonin-containing T-complex. NCBI's taxonomy places the organism in Eukaryota, Oomycota, Saprolegniomycetes, Saprolegniales, Verrucalvaceae. The record is from RefSeq and is a predicted model, not a curated record. Bases 17 to 1651 code for a protein of 544 amino acids. Gene Ontology annotation, biological process: protein folding. Gene Ontology annotation, molecular function: ATP hydrolysis activity; ATP binding; ATP-dependent protein folding chaperone. The transcript has 4 exons.